Chenopodium quinoa (quinoa) is the source of this 666-nucleotide messenger RNA. RefSeq lists its product as uncharacterized. Lineage: Eukaryota; Viridiplantae; Streptophyta; Magnoliopsida; Caryophyllales; Amaranthaceae. The coding region runs from base 127 to 585 and encodes 152 amino acids. The transcript has 2 exons. The record is from RefSeq and is a predicted model, not a curated record.
AUUAUCUACAUAUUCUAUCUUUAUUUAUUCUUCAUUCAUUCCUACCACACAAAACUUUGCACCUAUUUCACCAAUUACUACAUACAUACCCCAAACAUUCUUCUACAAUCAACACAAACGUCCAUAAUGAGCAUACUCAAACCUUGCAAAUACUCCAAUUACAAUAACCAUAAUUCAUCAUUAUUUCAGUCCAUCAACUCUAAGUUUGCAUUAAAAACGAUAAACACGGUUAGAUUUUAUAGGCCAAAUGUUAAUAAACUUUGUACUGUUAGAGCUAGCUAUGCCGGCGGCGAAGCUCGAAACAAUGAAGAUGGAGCUGAAAGGAAAAGCUUUCUUUCUCUAGAAGAGGCCGGUUUAGUAGAGAUUUCUGGUUUGAGUGUUCAUGAACGUUUCCUUUGCAGAUUAACGAUAUCAUCUUUGAAUCUACUGAGAGUGAUAGCAGAGCAAGAAGGAUGUUCAAUAGAAGAACUAAAUGCAGGAAGAAUUUGUGAUUGGUUCUUGAAAGAUAAGCUCAAAAGGGAGCAGAAUAUUGGCUCCGCUGUACUCCAAUGGGAUGACGAUGACCCUUUUGCUGGCCAAUUUUAAUUACUUUGGUGUAUUACUAAUAUAAUAAUUAUUAUUAUCAUAUCAUGGCAUUUAAUUUCAUCAAUUUUUUUUUUUUGUUUA